AGAAAAAGAAAGAAAAAAAAAUUGGACUGUUCAAUGCUAAGAAGAUUUGGGGUUUGCAAAUUCAUUCCACCAUCCACCAACUACUUAGGAACCAGAAAAUACUUGAAUACUGCAACAAAGAUGUCUUCCGGAGGUAAAAUUACAGACUGGGCUAGUGCGGACGGUGAAUUCCGACGUCAAACAUCAUCGUUUCGAGAAACGAUUUCCAAGGACCAUUCGAUCUUUCGCCCAGAAAUUGGCCGUUAUCAUUUAUACGUGAGUUUGGCUUGCCCUUGGGCUCACCGCACUUUAAUUGUUCGUAAGUUGAAGGGAUUGGAAGAGGUAUUGCCCGUCCAUGUUGUUGGAUGGUUGAUGGGCCCUAACGGAUGGGACUUUAAUAAGGAACACGGUAGUACUGGUGAUCCAGUUUACCAAAGUCCUUUGUUGAGAAACUUGUAUUACCGUGCUGAACCCAACUACAACAUGCGCUUCACUGUACCGGUGGUAUGGGAUACGAAGCACCAUACGAUUGUGAAUAACGAAAGUGCAGAAAUUAUCCGCACUUUGAAUUACGAAAUGAACGACUUGAUUCAAGAUCCCAAGAAGAAGGAGCUCGAUCUUUAUCCAAAGGAGCUCCGUUCGGAGAUCGAUAAAUGGAACGACUACUUUUAUGACACGCUCAACAAUGGUGUCUACAAGUCUGGAUUUGCUACUACUGCCGAAGCUUAUGAAAAGAACGUAAAGAUUGUGUUUGAAGCUCUUGGGAAACUCGAGGAAUUUCUCAAGAAGUCUGGUGGUCCCUACUUCUUUGGCGAUCGCUUGACCGAAACCGAUAUUCGUUUGUACACCACGGUCGUUCGUUUUGAUGCCGUUUAUGUGCAACACUUUAAGUGUAACCUUGGUACAAUUCGCCAUGAUUAUCCUCAUGUUAACAAAUGGCUUCGUAACCUUUACUGGCGCCACCCUGCCUUUUAUGAAACCACCGAUUUUGAUCACAUCAAGUUCCACUAUACAAAGAGCCAUUCUCAAAUCAACCCAUUGGGUAUUACUCCCUUGGGUCCUGUGCCACCUAUUGAGCCUUUGUAAACUAGAAGGACUUUUUCGUUAUGAAUGAUAUUUAUAAUGGUACAUACAUCAUAUAAAGAGUCGAGUAGUAGUAGUACUAGUAGUAGCAGGAAUAACAACAACAGCAGCAGCAGCAACAAUAACUAGUUGGUUAGCAUAAACUUUGCCCCAAGAUGAAAACUUGCACUUUAAAACGUGUCAUUUU
Molecule: messenger RNA, 1249 nt
Organism: Schizosaccharomyces octosporus yFS286
Lineage: Eukaryota; Fungi; Ascomycota; Schizosaccharomycetes; Schizosaccharomycetales; Schizosaccharomycetaceae
Product: glutathione S-transferase Gst3
Exons: 1
Coding region: 34-1065 (343 amino acids)
Cellular component (GO): cytoplasm
Molecular function (GO): glutathione transferase activity
Source: RefSeq, a predicted model, not a curated record